Molecule: messenger RNA, 1023 nt
Organism: Aphanomyces invadans
Lineage: Eukaryota; Oomycota; Saprolegniomycetes; Saprolegniales; Verrucalvaceae
Exons: 6
Coding region: 1-1023 (340 amino acids)
Biological process (GO): peptidyl-L-cysteine S-palmitoylation; protein targeting to membrane
Cellular component (GO): Golgi apparatus; endoplasmic reticulum
Molecular function (GO): protein-cysteine S-palmitoyltransferase activity
Source: RefSeq, a predicted model, not a curated record
AUGACGAACACCAGCCACAAGCAUUCGAACACCAACAAACCCAAAGUGACCUUCCCUGCGAACGUGGCACUGACAAUCGUGCGGCAAACCCGCGGGUCUGUGUUUGAAAUCCACGAGCACCAGGUGGAACAGAAUCGGCAACGGCAACAUAACAGACCAGAACGUCCGCAUGUGCGAGUGUGGCGAUGGGUCAAGGGGCAGCCUGAAGUCGCGAUUGGGCUCUGGCUCGGCUGGCUCGUCGGGUUUACAAUCUGUUUAGGGUACCGCGUCUACGUCGACAUGGGAGUGGAAGGUGCCGCCAAGUUUUGGAUGGACCAUGUGGCUGUGUUGGGAGUGUUGGCAGGCACCGAAUUGAUCUGCGUCGUCGUGUGGAUGGUGUUGAUCACGGGAGAACCCGGCCAAGUUGCAACCGCGGACAAGGAUCUCCCGGCGUUGCUGACCCAAGCUGCCAACGGAUACCCACCGCUAGACCAGUCGCAUUGCACGACAUGCGUGGUGGCAAAACCGAUUCGGUCCAAGCACUGUGCAUCGUGUGGUGUGUGCGUCGCUCGCAUGGACCACCACUGCGUUUGGAUCAACAAUUGUGUCGGCUUUCAGAACCACCGCUUGUUUGUCGCAUUUUUGAUCGUCCAUUUGGUCGUGUUGGGGCUCUACCUCGCUCUCUUCUCCCUCUAUCUGUCGUCGAAACACACGUAUCUUGAAGUGCACUUGCGCGACUCCCUGCCUGAAGUCACCAUCAUCUUCUGGACCGUCGUCAGCUGCAUGUUCGUCGCCAAGCUGUUGACGGAUCAACUCAACGGCAUCGCUCGUAAUAUCACCGUCAACGAAUCGAUCAACUGGAAAAGGUAUGCCUAUUUAAACACGACCCCCGACACCUCAAGCGCAGUGGCCAUGGCGAACCCGUUCGACCAUGGAUGGCAAGCAAAUGCAAGAGAGUUCUGGACGCGCUCCGUAAACUACAUGGCUCUCAUGCAUGUUCCAACUCCGAAGGCCCCCGACCAAACUAAAAUCAUCUCGUCCUAA